AUGGCAUACUUCUUUGCUAUGUUCAAGUACGGUGUGUUCAAAAAAAGAUUAGACUCCGCAAAUGACGAGUUAGCAUACGUAGAUAAUCCCGUGGAGUCCGGUUUAUCCGGCCAUUGGCUGCCACUCAGCAUAUUAAAGAGGAUUAUGGAGAUGCGAGUGGAAUCUCGGCCAGAAUAUACUAAAAACAUAAAACUUAAUUUCAUUAUAACUGAAAAGUAUAUUAAGCCGAGCACAUAUACUAUGGAAAGAAGCAAAAUGUCGACUUAUAAAAUCAUAUCAAGUGGUAAAACUGCAGCAACAACAAAAAAUAAUGAGGUAGCAACAACAUCUGAGUCACACAAAAAAUUGACAGGUGAUAAAGACACCACUGAAACGACAAUUGAUACAACAACAUCAGAAACAAUUACAAAUGCCAAAUUAACUUCUUCAGUGAUUAUUGAAACUACACCAUCUAUAAAGCAAGGAGAAGUAGAAAAUUCUACAAUUAUGAAAACAACACAAAAGUUGUCUUCGGAACUCACAGAAGUAGCGACUACGGAAAUAAGUACCACAUUAGAUAAAACAGUGGCAGAAACAACAGUCAGUUUAACAAAAGAAACAACAGAAAGAGUUACUGAUGAAUCGACAACUGAAGUCAGUAAGGAACCUACAACAGAAUCCACAACUGUAUUGACAACUCCCAAAAUAACAACUCAUCGAGCUACAACUGUUGUUGAAACUGGAAAUCCUUUUUACUGA
Molecule: messenger RNA, 738 nt
Organism: Danaus chrysippus (African queen)
Lineage: Eukaryota; Metazoa; Arthropoda; Insecta; Lepidoptera; Nymphalidae
Source: the annotation of a GenBank genome assembly